AUGGCUGUUGACACAAGAAAGAAAAUGAUGGCAAGGGGGAAGCUAUUUCGGCAUAAGAAGGACCCGCACGGGGACCAGCGACCUGCGGAAUGGAUUUUUAAUGUCCGGAAUAUUUUACUUGCUGCCAAUGGAUGCGAGCCUGUGGAAAUCGUGGAUAAUAUUGGCCUGAAUAUUCACGGCCUUCUCCAUAAGGAUUUAGAAGGUCUAAGGGAUGUUUCCAUUGCCAUUAAAGCGGGGAGAUUACAUGUUCCGUACGAUGACCUAAUGAAACUGGCGACGAGUGUGAAGAAAUCUUUCCCUGUUGCAAAGAAUGCUGCUGGUGAGCCAACAGAUAACGGGAUAUCCUUUGCGGAUAUCGUUGAGGAGCUCGAUAAACCAGGUAGCCGUGAAGGAUCGAUCGUGCAGACCGUUGCUGAUUCGAGGGAAUUCAUCAGUUCAUUAUUGCGUGGAAUACAAGAAAUCCAGGUGGCAUUGAGCUUUUUCCGCCUAUCUCAGGUUGUCCAGAGCAUACAUCGCAGUAGGCCGCUCUAUCUCAACAUCGUCACUCACGAAAUUGGGAUUGACUUUCACCGGAUGGAUCCCAACCGCCCGGCCCAUCGCAUGUACUUUCAGCGAGAUGACAUAGCCCACCAAGCUCUGCUUGCCGCUAUUUCAUUGUCUGUUUCACUCGACGACAAUAUGGGAGAAACAGAUAAGAUCCUUUAUAUCCCUAUGGCUACAACUACCAUUAAGACCACUUCGCUCUCCAAGACUGUAUCGUACUCCGAGAAUAGGGGUGUUGCUGAACGGAACACCAAUGUUCUCUUCGCCAAUCUUGUCGUGACAUCUCCUUCCAUUGAUCUUGAACCAAAACACUUGUCCCAAAUACUCUAUAUUCUGCAAAAGAGGAAACCGCGCUCCCAACGGAAGGUUCGAAACAAUCACAUCCUCAUUUCCCGUCUUUUACCCAAAGCGAGUAUCAAAUUAUCAGUUCAUGAACCUGUGCUUCGAUUUGUUCUUCCUCUUCCUGAGACCGGGCAGGAUCAUAGUUACAAUUUGCUCAUUUCCUCCAUAUCUUCCAUCUCCUUAGAUAUCGAAUCGUCACAUUCUGCGGAAGAAGGAGUCCACUACUCUUUGUCUUCGAUAUACCGGGUGGCCGCGCACCAACUUUAUUACCAAACCUUUUCUGGAUCAAAAUAUCGUCUAUUAAAUACUGAAUCGAUGGAGGUGGUCGACCAGUUCCAUUCACAUAUCCAACUGACAAAGUUGCCCUUAUCUCUCGAUGCCAACCCACCAAGUCUUCUUAGACGCCUGCCUCCAUGGCUUCUGCAAUUCCAGUUUGAGGCUUCAGGGUUUAGUGUUGAAGUGGCUGGAAUUGAUAAUAGCAUCGGGACGACUGCGCGUGGUACCGUUCUACAGUUGCAAGGGUGGACGGCCGAUUACCAAUCCCAAAAGUCAGAGCCGCAUAGAAGAUCAGUAAAACGUCGAACGCCGAGCCAUUCUACAACUUCAGAUGAACAUGCGUUCCGACUUACCUCUCCUUCUUUUCGAAAGUCUCACCAUUGCCAGGCCGAUGGAAGACGUUUGGCGUUCCAUGUUCGUGGUCUUGAAGGAUUCGUAAUGGAAUCCGCAGAUUUCAUGGAACCGGAAUCAUUUCUAUCUAUUCCCCGCUUUGAAAUUGCGUUAAGCACGUCGAGCGACCUACAAGGGCCAAUUUUUCAUAUCAACUCUACAGUCAAAGCGAUAUACCUUGACUGUUCCCUUUAUCGAUACUACGCUGUUGGAAUAGCCGUUUGUGUAUUACGGGAUGCCUUUCUACGUCCAAAGACAUCCAAAGCGCCAGUCUCGGGUGACCCACCUGGUGCGGCGAAAGUCGUUGAGCCCAUCGACAUUCCCGUUAGACCUAAAUCGGCUGAGCUUAUUACCAUUGAUGUAAAAGCAUCUCUGAUCCAGAUUAAAUUUACCAUGCCAGCAGAUCCUCCUAUGAUGCUUCAAAUUUAUGGAUUUGCUGCUGGACGUCAUCGAUGGUCUGCUCCCUUUAUGCGAUCACAACUUGUUCGUCUCCAUGCUGAAGCCCCGAAGAUAAAAAGCACAUGGGCUCGAAUUGUGAGUGUCAGUAACAUUCGAGGGGGGUUGCGGGAAACCCGACGUAAGCCAGAUGGAACCAUCAUCGAAGAGAAGUCUGUCGAUGUUUCCACCGAGUUCAUCCGGGUCGCUGUGCCACAUCAGAUGAUAAUGUAUCGGAUAUUCGAUAAUUUUAUCAAUACUGCAAAAUCUGUUCAACAGCUGAACCAUCGCUUCAAAACAAGGACGAAUGAGUAUGUCCUGGGAAAACACCCUGAGGGCCCGAAACGCGUGCCAAGGAUAUCGCUUCGCAGCAGAGCUAUACUUUUUGAGUUGGAAGAUGAUGCUUUCGAGUGGAAAUUAGGGUGUAUUUACCGCCUGGGGCUUUUGGAACAGAAACAACGCCUGGCUCGAGAGGAAGCAUUCCAUAUGAAAGUCAAAAGACUGGAGGAUCUCCAGCAGCGUCAGGCAUCUUCACGAUACCGAACGCAGUCGAGUCAUGUCAUUCCGGAGCCUCGUUCCACGGCUCGCUCAAAAAGGAGAGAUGAGAAAGUGAGGAGUAAAAGCGCCGAUGGGCGGCCACCCCGCGGCAAUUCCGAACCGAGGGGAAGGAGACCGACUCGGACCGUGAGAUAUGACCCCGAAGGCGUCCCGUCAAUAUCGGACUCGUUCAAAGUUUCCACUCAAGAAGCCCUGUUUAAAUUACAGGAACAUAAUUCCCGGAGUUGGAAAAUUCGAAUUGAUACUUCCAUGCGAUUCCAAAACACUGCGAUCAAAGAAAUUAGAAACAUGUUUUCGGGCGCAGAUGAACCUCUUGAAGACAUUAAAGAGGACGAAAAUAUCCUCAAUGUUCCCGACAGGCCUGGGCUCUUAUCUGCCCUGAUUAGUGACGUACAUCUCGUUAUCGAUAAACCUUCUUUCCCUACGAAUGAAUAUCCACAUUUCCUGCAUAGGAUAGGAAAAGGCAUGCCCUUGGACAUGAAGUAUUCUCUAUUGAUCCCCAUGAACAUUCAAUUGGAAAUGGGUGAAGCACGAGCAACCGUUCGAGACUACCCUCUUGACCUACUGCACAUCCCUGCCCUCCGCCAUGGUCAAUCACCCCGCCUCCCAAGUUGGUCGCUGCGGACUGAUGUCGUGAUUGCCGAAGAAUUCCGUGACUAUGAGUCCUCACGCCAUGUGAUGGUUACAAUUGUGCCGCCAAACACAGGAUCCGAUGGCAUCACUCACCCUGGCUUUUCCAUCGAUGUUCGACGAACGGUUUCACCCCUCAAAACCUACUCAGAUCCGAUCUUUGAAAUUAAUACUAAUUUACCAACUAGCAUAUCUUGGGGGAUGUCAUAUCAGCCUGUCAUGCAGGAUCUGAUGAAAAUCAUCGAGGGCUUCUCAAAGCCGGAGAUUGACCCCUCUGAGCGUGUUGGAUUCUGGGAUAAGAUACGCUUGAGUUUCCAUUCUAGAAUAAAUGUUGUUUGGAAAGGGGAUGGUGAUGUUCAUUUACGACUGAAAGUCACCGGUUUUGGUGCUGGCUUUGUAAUGUGCUGGCGCAAAGAUGUGCAAUUGGAAAUAUACACGAGAGAUGACCCCAGAGAGCUUAUGGCCGUUACAAGUGGGGAAUAUGUUCUCGCGAUUCCAGACUACAGCCACCACGCUCGCCAUUCAUACGAGGCAACACUUGAUUCUCGCGGUACUCCGCUCAGGUCAUCCAAGGAUAUCUCUCUUUUCAAGAAGGUUAUCAUGAAACUCUCUGGAAAUGUUCGGUGGCUAUCCGGGCUUGUUUUUGAACGGAAUAUCAACUCGUCUGAACGGUCAUUUGAGUUCAAGCCGCAUUAUGAGGUUGUUCUGAAGAAUCCACGAUACAUUCCUCUUGACGACCUCAUGGACUACGAUGCUUUCCGUGGAUUCAGAAGCAACCACAUUCAUUUGUCACUUGCCAUCGUGGCACCAGUAACUCGGGUUUGGUCUGUAUCAAACCGUGAACCAUCAACUAGCUACAAUACGGUCCACUUGACGCCAAGGUUCUUCACACAUUUUUUUAGCUGGUGGUCUUUGUUUUCUGGAGUUAUGUCGUUACCUGUUCGGCAAGGUCCACUUUGGCCCGGUGUGACCAAAACAAGCAAGAAGUUUGGCCGCCAUUUGGCUACUGUUAAGUAUAAUUUGUUCCUCUCCCCACUAUUUGUGGCGCAUAUUUACAAGCAUAAAGACGCCGAGGACUAUGGCGAGGAGAUGGUGUCUGCCACUGGAAUUAAAGUUCGCCUCGACAGCCUUAUGCUGGAUCUUCAUCAACGGAGGGAGUUAGUUAAUGUGAUGGUUAAAGGACGUUCGAAACAAACGAAAGCAAGUGCCAUGCGAAUCAACCGGGCACAGUUGGAUUUCAUUUCUGCGGAUUUCAGGGCGGUGUCAGUGGCUAUUGCUGGAACGAAUCUAGCAGACAUCACCGCUGAAGAUCACAUCUUGUCUGCUUUUAAGCAACCAACCCCUCCCGUUGACCUAUCUCGAUUUACCAUACCGGAUCGAGACUUCAACUGGGUUGAUAUGGAUGAUUUCGUAGAACUCGACUGGAUAAUCCCAUCAGAGCCGAACCCUCGUACCCGAAUCCUCCCUCUUGCCUACUCUCCUCGAUUCUCUUAUUUCCGCCAAACAGACCACGAGGAGCUUGGUGUCGAUGAAACCGGAUACAGCCCUUUUGGAGACGAGCCGUCACACUAUUGCGUAAUGUCAGAGGACAAUGAUCCGCGGAGGGUACAAAUGGAACUGAUCAAGGAACGCAUUGCUAGCCUUGACGCGCAAAUUAUUGCUCAUAACCGGAUGAUUGGAGAACAAGAAUUGCGAGUUGUUCGGGAUAGCCACGCUGCUGAUGGCCUCAAGAGCCAGUAUGAGCUUUUCGUUAAACAAGGUGAAUCACUGAAGAGGCGGGUAAGGUUCUUAGAUGACAGGUUACAGCGUCUUCAGAAACAACUCUCAGGUGACGCGGUGUUGAAUGGUCAGGGAGCCGAACAUAGCCGCACAACUCUGGCCGCAGACACGCCAAACUGGGCCUCAUCUGAACACGGUAGCGACGAUGCGGAGAUCGACGGCCUCUAUGCUUCACCGAAUGAUGAGUUCGUUAGUGAUUUCGACAAUCGCUUCACUAUCCACAAUAUUCAAUUGAAGUGGAACAACUCUCUCCGAAAUAUCAUUCUUCGCUACAUUCACCAGGUCAGCCAGAGACGAGGAUUUGUCUAUUACAUGUCUCAACGAGCGGUGAGGUUUAUCCUAGAUAUUGUAGAGGAACAAGGAAAAUUAAAGAUGCGGUCACGGGAGGCAGGCAAACCGCCUCCAUCUACAUCUACAUCACCACCGGAAUCUGAGGAACAGCCUGAAGACGAUGAAAUUUCUAUUGAAGAUCGCAUCGAACAACUUCUUAACGAUGCAAAACGUUUUGUUAACGCUGAUGACUCGACGCCGAAUGAAACGAAAUAUCGUUCUUCGACGAGUGCAUGUGGCAAGAAAAUUGCUGCAGACUUCACACCACAAAACAGCUACCAUCUUCGCCUUAUCGCGCCACAGAUCCAGCUACAGAGUGAAAAGAAUAAGAAGGCUGUUGCUCUCGUUACGGCCAAGGGCAUGCAGCUAAAGGUUGUAUCGAUCAUGGAUAAACAUUGUGUAUCGGAUGAUGUUUCCGGCCUGGUACAACGUCGGUUCACUCUAGAUAUGGACAGUGCUCAGUUCUUCGUAACCACCCAUAAAUGUUUGUUCAAGCAUCUUCAUCUAUAUUCUGGUAAUAGGUACGGAAACGCACCAGGGUCCGCAUGGCCGCCGUGGUUGUCUCUGGAGUGCAUGUUUGACUUCGACCUAGACCCAUCCGGCUUCUCAAGAAUUAUUCAAAAAACCUCCGCAAACCUCCGGUAUGACAAGUACAAUACCCUGAGAUUGAAAUAUAAUGAGGAGAUUGCGAGUGGCGAGGAUGAUGAUAGCAAUCUUCGAAUUCCCACUUGCAGCGAGGAACGGAUGGAUCAAAUCUUGGUUGAGUUUUCUCAUGUUCGGGCGAUAUGUGAUUCAGAUGAGUAUUAUUCCAUGUACAUCAUUGUCCUCGAUCUGCUACUAUUCAGCGAGCCGCUUGAGAAAGUAAGGAGCGAGAAGCUCGAAAAAAUAAUGCUCGCCUCAGAUUUCAGCGAUUUAAGAGGUGCUCCCCAGAUUGUGAGCCGGCUGCAGCAAAGGAUACGGCAACUUGAGGAAAUCAAAAGCAUGUUCCAAAUACAAGCCAAAUAUCUUGAUUCUCAGGGAUGGCAGGAUCGCAUUGCACUGGAACGGGAUUUAGCGCUAUGCGAGGAUGAAUUGUUUUUCAUCAUGAAAGCCAUCACCACUUCACAGCGCAAAAACGAUGAACGACCUUUGUCCCAGUCGAGUGGGGUCUUGCACUGGGCCUUAUCAGCGUCCGAGCUCGUGUGGCAUCUAAUGAUGAGCCCCCAAGAGCCUCUUGUGGAGUUCCAAUUGCGGAACGCGUCGUAUACGCGCACUGACAACAUCGAUGGAUCGAAUCGCAAUACAAUAGAGAUUCAGAGGAUAUACGGUCUUAAUCUUCUGCCCAGUGCAAUCUACCCACAAAUGAUUGUUCCUUACUUGGAUGAGCACAGAAAAACGCCGAAAAAUGAGGACGACAAUUUAUUGAAGGUCGAUUGGUUCAUGCUCGAAGCCGUUGCUGGAAUACCUGUGUUGAAUCACUUUGAAGUGGCUUUGUUCCCUUUAAAAGUCCAACUAGAGAGGGAGCUUGGAAAGAAGCUGUUCGAAUACAUUUUCCCCGGUAUUGGUUCCAAUGCGUUUGAGAAUGGGGCUUUCUCGCCUUUUAUGAUAAAGCACAUGCGACCGCAAGAGGAUGGAUCGGAUAGUGGGGAAGAAGAUGUCGAACCUGCUACUCCUGCCAGCAGCAAUGGAAGCAGUUCUGCAGAUGAUUCUCAAUCGUUUGGUUUAGGCCCCGGCGCCAUGGAAAACCGUUUGAAACCUACCCUUACGCUCUCAGAUCAUCGCCGAUCGGUUUCGCCGUCGCAACGAACCAGAAGCCUCGCAAUGACGCCCCUCCACGACGAAAACUCUCGCAAGCAGCGAACUGCAAGCGAGAGGCCACGGUCAACCUCUCGCCAUACGACAAGUCGUAUCCCGAGGAAGGCAUCUGCUGAUAAUCUCCGCCCAGUGAGUAGGCAUCUUAAUGACAAAUCAUCAGGGAGCCAACACAGUAUAAACGGGACGGAAGAGAGAUCCAAGAAAUUCGGAUUGGCGAGGUCCUCAACCAGAUCUUUCAACACAAAGAACGAUAAGGGCUCCGAUGACCUAUCCCAGAUGCUCUCCCGCGCUUCUAACUUCAUGACUUUGGCUCAUGUUAAAAUCAACGAUGUCGUUCUUUGUCUGAGUUAUAAGGGAAAAGGGGAACGAAAUAUAGAGGAUGUGCAUAACUUCGUCUUUAGGCUUCCGGUGCUUGAAUAUCGUAAUAAGACUUGGUCCAAUCUAGACCUUGCUUUGCGGCUUAAAAAGGACGUUAUUAAAGCGCUCAUCUCUCACACUCCCGCAAUCCUCAGCAACAAACUAUCCCAUCACCGCCCGACAAAGCAGCAACAAAUACGCUUACGUGAACUUGCCUCCUCGUCCCAGGUUCUCAGCGUAUCCGAUGGUUUCCUAAAUCCAUUUACCGCUCCCUCGUCAGAUGGAGCAGGCAGUAUCAUCAGUCACAGCUCCACAAGCGAAAGAUCAGAAUCUCCUCCUUGUCGUUCAUUUGCCUCAACUUCCUCGCCCCUUGGCCGCUCCAAUUCAAUGGCAACUAACUUGGCCCGAUCUGGAACGAUGCCCAACCUUGCAUCUGACUCCCGGUCGGCCAGGAGUGAAAAUAUUGACCCCCGGAAUGACGCUUGCCACCUAUCCCGCGAAUCAGUUUUGAGGCCUCUUACAAGCGAUAAUGGUUCACUACACCAAGCAAAUGGGAAUGUGGAUGAUGGUGAUGUUUUGGCCGAAAGACGACGGAAAAGCUCUUUGGCACAUAUUGGCCGGAAGUUGGUGGGUUCUCGAGAAUCCCGCCGCCCUUGA
Histoplasma mississippiense is the source of this 8091-nucleotide messenger RNA. RefSeq lists its product as hypothetical. The record is from RefSeq and is a predicted model, not a curated record. The coding region runs from base 1 to 8091 and encodes 2696 amino acids. The transcript is spliced from 5 exons. NCBI's taxonomy places the organism in Eukaryota, Fungi, Ascomycota, Eurotiomycetes, Onygenales, Ajellomycetaceae.